Malassezia japonica is the source of this 2868-nucleotide messenger RNA. It is a transcript of the gene PMS1, whose product is annotated as ATP-binding mismatch repair protein. Bases 1 to 2868 code for a protein of 955 amino acids. Gene Ontology annotation, biological process: mismatch repair. Gene Ontology annotation, molecular function: ATP binding; mismatched DNA binding; ATP hydrolysis activity. NCBI's taxonomy places the organism in Eukaryota, Fungi, Basidiomycota, Malasseziomycetes, Malasseziales, Malasseziaceae. The transcript has 3 exons. The record is from RefSeq and is a predicted model, not a curated record. Gene Ontology annotation, cellular component: MutLalpha complex.
AUGGCGACACGCAUCGCGCCGCUCGCGCGCGCGGACGUGCAGCAGAUUACCAGCGCGCAGGUCGUUCCGGAUCUGCGUGCAGCGGUCAAGGAGCUCGUAGAAAACGCGCUGGACGCAGGUGCGACGAGUAUCGAGGUGCGAUUCAAAGAGCACGGCCUCGAGUCGAUCGAGGUGCUCGACAACGGCAGCGGAAUUGCCAAGGAGAACUAUGCGACGCUUGCACUGAAACACCACACGUCGAAACUGUCGUCGUUCGACGACCUGCAGACGGUCACGACGCUCGGCUUCCGUGGCGAGGCUCUUUCGUCGUUGUGCGCCGUCGCGCACGUCCAGGUGCUGACCGCGACGCAGAGCGAGGUGCCCAUGGGGACCGUGCUCGAGUUUGAUGGCCACGGCGCACUGGUCAGCAGUGACAAAAAGGUCGCGCGCCAGCGGGGGACGACCGUGACCGUGACCGAGCUCCUGAAGCAGUACCCGGUGCGCCGCAAAGAGCUCGAGAAGCACGUCAAGCGCGAGUACAACAAGGCACACGCGAUGCUCCAGGCGUAUGCGCUGAUUACGCCGGGCGUGCGCUGGGCAUCGUCAGUCUCGUUUGCCUCGGGAAAGCGCACCACACAGCUCGCCCUGCGCUCGGCAAGCGGCGAGCGUUACCUCCAAGCCAACAUGACCGCGCUCUUUGGCGCCAAGACCACGAGCCAGCUCCUUCCAAUGGACCUUGCUAUUUCGCUAGAGGGCGUGCCGAUGCGGCUCGUGGGGCUCGUGUCCAAGCCGGCGAUUGGGUCGGGGCGCAGCAGCGGCGAUCGGCAGUACUUUUACCUGAACCGCCGGCCGUGGGACGCAAGCAAGCUCGCGCAGGUGUUUAAUCAGGUGUACAAGACGUACAAUAUCGGGCAGUACCCGUGCGUCGUGGCCAACUUGGAGGUCGCAACCGACCAGUACGACGUGAAUGUGAGCCCGGAUAAGCGCACGAUCCUCGUGCACCAGGAGGCGCCGCUCCUCGAGGCGAUUCGGGAUGAGCUCGAUGCAUUUUUCGCGCCGACACGCGGUGUGCUCCAGGUGCAUGGGCCGGGUGUGGGCGAUACGAGAGCCGAGGUGCUGGUGGGGGAGAAGAAGGACGGCAGAGGAGCGAGUGAGGAGGCGAGCGAGGUAAAGCCGGACGAGCAGGAAGCCGACGAGCAGGAAGCCGACGAGCAAGAGCUUUCCGCGCCUGUAGAGGAGCCUCCUGCGCCUGCAGAGACAGAUGCGGCUUCCGAACACGAGACACGAGCCACGCCAAGCCAGCGCACCAACGUCAUGCGCAGUACGCCCCCGCCGUCCACCGCCGAAAAGCGCACGGCGACGCCCGACCAGCGCACAGCCAAGGUGGCCAAGGCGGGGCUGAGCAUAUCGACGCGCGAUGCCUCAUGGUCGCCGUUGCGUCAACCUAGUAAAGAUACCCCGCAAGGCACAGAUAUGCGAGCCCAAUUCCGGCGUGCCGUCGAAAAGUUUGCCAUGGUCAAUGCCGAUUUGCCGCAAGAGAGCUCGAGCGAAGAGGACGAGCUCGAGUCGGACGUCCCUUCGAGUCAGUCGCGCCGCCGUGCGCCUGUUUCACAGGACUUGGAGUACGCCGAGAGCGAGGCGGACGAACGUGAAGCUAUGGACGAAGAUAUCGACGGUACCGAGGCCAGCACAGCUGGAAAAGAGGUCAGAGAGGCCCAGGAAGCAGACGAAACUGUCGAGGGCCAAGACACGCUCGACGAGGCUGCUGUCGAUGCCCCGGCCCUGGGCGAGGACGAGGCUAGCAAUGCCCCCGACGCGCUAGACCAAGACGAAGCUGCCAAUGCCCACGAUACACUUGACGACGAACACGAGGCUGCAGUGCAAGCCGCCGAAGCACAAAACGAGGUCGAUACGCUCGACGACCCUCGCUUGCCAGAUUUGGCCACGGACACACUGCCUGCACGCCCCUCUCGCGAUACCCCCAACGACCCGCUGUUUUUGGGCGACGCAGAGGAUACUCUCGACGUCCCUGCCGCGCCAUCGCCCAUACCAGCGCCGGCGUCCCCGCGCCCCCCACCCGCGCCCUCGUCGACGCUGUGCAUCGACAUGGACGUGCUCAAAGCACACCUCUCCGACCAUUCGUCGUCGUCGUCCACGCCCCCCGCCCCCUCGUCCUUGCUGGACGGCGCCGGAUUUGACGAGCGCGAUAUCCACCGUGCGUCGCAUGCGCUUGAGCGUGUGAUCCAAAAGACCGACUUUGGCGACAUGCACAUUGUCGGCCAAUUCAAUCUCGGCUUUAUCAUCGCCCGCCGUCGCCUGCCUGGCCCCGGCAACACCGCGAUGGACGAUCUGUUUAUUAUUGACCAGCACGCCGCCGACGAAAAGUUCAACUACGAGCGUCUGCAGCGCGAUACGCGUAUCCACAGCCAGCGCCUGCUCGCCCCCCAGCCCCUGGAACUCGCGCCGAGCGACGAGCUGGUCGCUGCCGAGCACGCCGACUGGCUCAAGGUCAACGGUUUCGAGAUCAGCGUCGACGAAGCCAAAGCGCCUGGCAAGCGCGUGCACCUCCUCUCCAAGCCCGUGUCCAAAGACACGGUGUUUGACGUGCACGACUUUGAAGAGCUCCUAUUCCAGCUGCGCGAGGCCCCGAGCCACGCGCGUAUCCGCUGCAGCAAGGUGCGGGAUAUGCUCGCGAGCCGCGCGUGCCGCAAGAGCAUCAUGGUCGGCUCUGCGCUCGACAUGCGCCAGAUGCGCGCGGUCGUUAAGCACAUGGGCGAGAUCGAACAGCCGUGGAACUGCCCGCAUGGCCGCCCGACGAUGCGCCACCUCGCGAGCCUCGCGCCAAGCGCGCCCUCCGCGCACCCCGUCCGCUGGGCACGCUUGCCAUAG